Messenger RNA from Chanos chanos (milkfish), 2772 nucleotides. It is a transcript of the gene nr1d2b, whose product is annotated as nuclear receptor subfamily 1, group D, member 2b. Gene Ontology annotation, molecular function: nuclear receptor activity; zinc ion binding; RNA polymerase II cis-regulatory region sequence-specific DNA binding. The record is from RefSeq and is a predicted model, not a curated record. Gene Ontology annotation, biological process: hormone-mediated signaling pathway; cell differentiation; positive regulation of transcription by RNA polymerase II. The transcript has 8 exons. Bases 501 to 2291 code for a protein of 596 amino acids. NCBI's taxonomy places the organism in Eukaryota, Metazoa, Chordata, Actinopteri, Gonorynchiformes, Chanidae.
AGGCAAAUCCACGGCUGGUGUGGUUAUCAUGCAGUCCUGCUAGCACCGGAGGUUUCACGGAAAAAUCUAUGUUUACAAUCUGCUCUCUCACAGGGACUAGAAACUAAAGAGAAGCAUCUUGUGGGUUUCUGGAAAACAUUUGAAGAAAGUGGUUUAGCAGGUUUAGCACAGCGGUCGAUUCAUUUCACGACGCUUUGGAACUGGGUAGGAGAACAGUCGAAAUUAUCUGUCGUUUUCAAACUUGACUGUCCGUUUAAUUUCAAUCAAAAAACGUUUGAACGGGUGUGUUCGAUCGCCAACACGGCGUAGAAUAUAUUUUUUCAUUUGCUUAUUCAGUCUUGCUGCCUUGUACAUGUAAUUUUUGUACGGCACUUAGCCACAUAGCUAGCUACUGAAAUUAAAUUACACAUUAUCAAUCAGCGACUUGUAAGUUGCUGAAAACACAAGAAAGACGGAUUCAAAAUACAGGUGACCAACAGCGUUCUCGGUCGUCGGAGGACAUGGAAUCCACAAAGGCUGGGGGCGUAAUAGCGUACAUCAGCUCCUCAAGCUCUGCCUCCAGCCCCGAGUCCUGCCACAGCGACUCCUCAAACGGCAGCUACCAGUCCUCCUCUUCGCCUCGCGCCUCCUCCCCGAGCCGCCGGCAGGGGCCACAGGGGGAGGGCCCCGCGCCCGCGGCCGGGAACGCCCGCGCUCAGGGCCAUGGCGCAGGGAAGACGCGCUCUCCAUCCGCCUCCAAAUGCGGCAUUACGAAGAUCAACGGCCUGGUGCUACUGUGUAAGGUGUGUGGAGACGUGGCAUCUGGCUUCCACUACGGUGUCCACGCCUGCGAGGGCUGUAAGGGCUUCUUCAGGAGGAGCAUUCAGCAGAACAUACAGUAUAAGAAGUGCCUUAAAAACGAGAGCUGUCCCAUCAUGCGCAUCAACAGGAACCGAUGCCAGCAGUGUCGUUUCAAAAAGUGUUUACUGGUGGGAAUGUCCAGAGAUGCUGUGCGUUUCGGACGCAUCCCCAAACGGGAGAAGCAGCGGAUGCUGUUGGAGAUGCAGAGUGCCAUGAACAACAUGAUGAACAACAGCCAGCUGCACAGCCAGCUCCAUGGCAACCAAACCCUGCCGCUUAGCAACCAGCCCCAGCUGUGCGCCGCGGAAAUGGCCCAAGAGGACUCGGGCUCCGCCCCUUCCUCUUGCUCCCCUUCCUCUUCCCCGCGGAGCAACCAGUCUGAGACCAGCUCCGAGAACGAGCCCCUGGUCGCCAUGGAUACCAGCCUGAGCUCGGACGCGUUCAGCGCCACGGACUCCGGCGAAGAGGAGGUCAUUUGCACGGUCGCCAGGGCCCACCAGGAAACCUUCAUGUACAGUCAGGAACAGGGAAACCCGUCAUCGCCGAAACCCGCGCCUCGCUCCCCCACCGCCGCCGAGCGCGUCAGCAACGACAGCCGGAGGAUGGAGGAGAGGCAGGAGGCCUGGAACCAGCGGAACGACGUCGCCACGGUAACCGGCGCCGACGACUGCCCGAAAGAAGACAACGCCCCGUCGCCCCGCUGCCCCGCGAGACUGCCCAACGGCGCCCCCACUGGACACUGCCCUGCCGCCGCCUUCUACAGGCACCCGCAUUUUAGGCCGCGCAACGAUAACGAAACACUAGCCAAUGGCAGCUACUCUAGUCCUGUGUGGAACCGCGGCAACAGGAUGCAUCUGGUCUGUCCCAUGAACACGUCUCCGUACGUAGACCCUCAGAAGUCCGGCCAGAGCAUUUGGGAGGAGUUUUCCAUGAGCUUCACUCCAGCCGUCAGGGAGGUGGUGGAGUUUGCCAAACGUAUUCCAGGCUUCAGGGACCUGUCCCAGCACGACCAAGUCAGCCUGCUGAAGGCGGGCACGUUUGAGGUGUUGGUGGUGCGUUUCGCCUCCCUGUUCGAUGUGAAGGAGCGGACAGUGACGUUCCUCGGGGGAAAGAAGUACAGCGUGGAGGCGCUGCGUGCCAUGGGAGCAGGGGACCUCCUCAACUCCAUGUUUGACUUCAGUGAGAAACUGGCCGCACUGAAUCUCAGCGAGGAGGAGAUGAGUCUGUUUACCGCCGUGGUGCUAGUGUCUGCAGAUCGUUCUGGGAUCGAGAACGUGAACUCAGUGGAGGCGUUACAGGAGACGCUGAUCCGCGCCCUGCGCAGUCUCAUCACCAAGAACCAUCCCAACGAGAUCGCCAUCUUCACCAAGCUCCUCCUGAAGCUGCCCGACCUUCGCUCCCUCAACAACGUCCACUCUGAGCAGCUACUGGCUUUCAAAGUUCACCCCUGAAUUCCCAGUCAAACCAGGGCUGUCUCGAUCUCUCUAACUCUCGCUCGAUCUCUGUUUCUCUCUGCCCCCCUACUCCCCCCCCGACCCCACCCCCCACACGCUCAAAGAACCGUGGACCAUGUGUCACUCACCUCCAGGAACCAUUCCUACCGGUUCACAUGAGCAAACUUUAAAUCGUGGGGGAGGGACCAGCGACAUUCUCGAUCCUGAUUGGUCCUUUUAACUCUGAAAGCAACAAGCAGAUUUGUGAACUGUGCAAGAGGAGGUGAACGUGUGCAACCUGAAGUCAGUUAUCGUACUGUAAGACUAUAAAUACAUAGCCUCUGUUUGUGGUAAACAAAAACAAACUGGAAGGAUGUUUAUGAAAUGUGGGGAUUUAUGGAGGGGAGGGGGUGGGUGAAUGUGCAUAUGAGGCACCUUCUUAAAGUGUUUGUAGAUUUUUACUGUUUUAUUGUUGGUGCAAUAUGUGAUCCAUGUUGAC